Coffea eugenioides is the source of this 783-nucleotide messenger RNA. Its product is annotated as berberine bridge enzyme-like 21. Bases 1 to 783 code for a protein of 260 amino acids. The record is from RefSeq and is a predicted model, not a curated record. Gene Ontology annotation, molecular function: flavin adenine dinucleotide binding. Lineage: Eukaryota; Viridiplantae; Streptophyta; Magnoliopsida; Gentianales; Rubiaceae. The transcript has 2 exons.
AUGCAUUCUUAUAAAGUACCACGAAUUUGUGUUGCAAUAUUUUCUAUUUAUAUUGUCAUUGUUGGUUGUGGUUUUUGCCUGAAUGUAAAGAGCAAUAUACUUGGAUUUCCGGCUGGACUUUGCCCAAUUGUUGGAGUUGGUGGACAUAUAAGUGGUGGUGGCUACGGUUCACUGUUGCAAAGAUAUUGCCUAAUGGUGGAUCAUGUUCUUGAUGCUCAGAUUAUCGAUGUUAACAGCCAGGUUUUGGAUAGAAAAGCAAUGGGAGAAGAUCUGUUUGGGGCUAUUAGCGAUGGUGGUAGUGCUAGUUUUGGUGUUGGUUUUGCAUAUAGAAUCAAGUUAGUCAGAGUGCCUGAAAUUCACACUGUUUUUAAUGUGCGGAAGACUGAGGCAGAGAUUCUUUACAAAUGGCAAAAUAUUGCAGACAAAAUUGACAACGAUUUGUUCAUUAGCAUUAUUGUGCAGCCAAUUACUGGAAAAAGAAGUGAUUGUUUGGAAACAAGUUGGAUUGAUACGAUGCUCUGGUGGUAUAACUACAAGAUUGGGACAGCAAAGGAAGUGCUAUUGAGAAGGGCUUAUGAUCAAUUGAUCUUCUUGAAGAGAAAAUCAGAUUAUGUACAGAACCCCAUUCCUAAAGAUGGAUUAGUAUCACUAUUCAAGAAAAUGGUUCAGCUUGGAAAAACAGGACUUGUUUUCAAUCCUUAUGGUGGAAGAAUGAGUGAAAUUCAUAAGAAUGAAACACCAUUUCCUCGUAGGGCGGGGAUCAUUUUCAACCUGCCAGAUUGA